Messenger RNA from Rhipicephalus microplus (southern cattle tick), 2352 nucleotides. RefSeq names its product receptor-type tyrosine-protein phosphatase H. Gene Ontology annotation, biological process: protein dephosphorylation. NCBI's taxonomy places the organism in Eukaryota, Metazoa, Arthropoda, Arachnida, Ixodida, Ixodidae. The record is from RefSeq and is a predicted model, not a curated record. Gene Ontology annotation, molecular function: protein tyrosine phosphatase activity; protein binding.
GCCGGAAGACUUUCGCGUCACCGCGGUUGAAACUACUAGCUGCCGAUAUUGAGUGGAAAGAACCGAGAGUAAAGAACGGUGCAUUGGGUAGGUUACAUCAUCAAUAUGUGCAAAGGAAAUGAGUCGGCGGAAAGUGACUGCAAGGAAGCUCCGAGUUUCCAACUCACAAUCAACGACUCGUCGACAACUGCGCACAAGUUGGACGGUCUCGAUCCGUGGACUAAUUACACCGUUGCACUAGCGGCCUUCAACAGAGCAUGCCAAUGGCUCCAAAAUGAUCAGUGAUGUGUCCACCGUGGUGUUCCAAACAGAUGCAGUUGCUCCAGGAAGCGUCACCAGACUAUCCGUGGUAGAGGUCACUAAUUGUAGCAUCUCUCUGGACUGGAGCAAGCCCAAUAUUACACGGGGCGAAGUCAAAUACUACAAUGUCACGUACUGCAUCGCGGCAAGCUGCAAAUCUGCUACCGAUGAGUGCGACACUCUGCAAGUGGACGAGGAGGAAGCGAAUAUUACCAACUUGAAACCUUGGACGUUUAUCGCUAUUCGUGUGGCUGCCGUUAACCUGAUGAAGAACGGAACUGAGCUGCUCGGCGACGCAGCGUCACUUUGUGAAAGGACGAAAAUAGGCGUACCCAGCAGGCCAGAAAGCAUCAAUGCAGCCGCAAAAGGAGACUCAAUUGUGAUUCGCUGGAAACCACCCCGUGUGCCGAAUGGAGAGCUAUCUCAAUACAAGGUUGAUGUCUGCGGCGAGAACGAAAGCACCGAAACUAGGUGUGACAAUCACACUGUCGAUGGAGGCAGAACCACCAUUGCCAUCCAGCACUUGGCUCCGUGGACCGUGUACAAUGUAUCAGUAGCUGCCCAGAACAUCGAGGGUGACCUGGUGUUGCAAAGCGAGUCAGUGAACACAACCGUGAAAACAGCCCCCGCUGCCUCCUCCGAGCCACGGAAUUUGAUAACAACCGAACAAGAGCAUUCGAUCAUCGUGGCCUGGGAGGCGCCAGAGUUACCACGAGGGCCAUUGGAUGGCUAUAACGUAUCGUGGAUCAUUGAAGACUGGCUCGGUCGUGUAACUGCGGUGGGAUCGCUUGUUACCAGCAACAACACAUGUCGACUUCCAGCGUGGAAACCGUACUCCAAUUACACGCUGUCCGUGCGAGCGUUUCAUCAGAUUGACGAUGCUGAACCACUGUAUGGUGAUGCUGCGCUGAAGGCUUUCAAGACGGCUGUGGAUGCUCCUGACCUGGCAAAGGUGGACAUCGUUGCAGGGCCACGAUCAGCUGCGAUUUUCUUGAGUGUGGCAGGCUCUCCAAAUGGGCCCCUUGACGGUUUUCUGUGGUGUAACUACGUGACUUACAAUUACCUCAGCGCCAAAAACAAAACUGGGGAGGAAGAACUCUGCACCAAUGGAUCACGCACAACUCGUCGGCUCCUUUUAUUAAAACAUCUGAAGCCCUGGACAUCCUAUACGUUCGCAGCACGUGCCUAUAACCUGGACUCAGAGGGAUCUCCAUUGGAAGGUCAAGAGACAUGGAUUUACUACAUGACAGAACAAGAUGCACCUUCGACUCCUAGGAACUUUUCGGUGGCUCGUUUUGAGUCUAGAUCACUGAUCGUCAACUGGUCCGAGCCGGCGGAGAAAAACGGAGAACUCGAAGGCUACGUCCUCACUUGGACGCUUAGCGCGGACGGCCGAGAGAUCAACCACGUAGACAUCAGCCCUCGAAGUACAAAGAUAUCCUCACUGGAGCCGUAUACGGAGUAUGUACUCCGGAUACGCGCUUACAACAAGCACCAUUCGAGGCGUCUUGAAGGCCCAUCGGUUGAAAUCCACGCUAGAAACGCUACCAGAAGCACCUGGUCCUGUUGCGGACCUAAACUUGAUGGCCUUCAAGAACAACUCUGUGCACCUUUCGUGGCAUCCUCCGCUUCAAAAACGAGGAGAGCUUCAGAGUUACGUUGUCAUCUACAACGCCUCUAAGCUAGGCAAACCAUCGUUAGCGAAUGUUCUCAGUGAUUCGUUGCCGGUUGCAAGUGUAUGCCAUGGGAAACCUGUUGUCUGCACCUUCGUCGUGGAGGAACUUCGAGCCGAAUACGUCUACAGCUUCGACGUGCGUGGCCUCAACGUUAACGUCAGCACUUUGGGUGAUGGCUUGGAAUCGCCACUCAAGGUCGAGGUACCAGCUGGAGACCCACCUCCUCCGAAGAACAUGUCACUGGUGGCCGCAGACUGCCCAUCGGCGCCUGAGCCGGACUCUCAGAAGAGGUUCAUGAUUUUCGCCGACAUGUUCGACGACAAGAACGGCGCAAUAAUACAUUACGAUGUGGUCGUGGGAUCCGCAGAGCUUAUUG